UGUUCGACGAUUAUGAAAGUUAUGCUUGAAGAUGACUGCCGAUUCAGACCAACUAUCGAAAAUUACAUUACAAUUGCUUCAUUUUGCAUUAUUUUCUGCUUAUCUGUUGUUGGCAAUGCAGUUGUUAUUAUCGUCAUUCUACAGCAACGUUCAAUGCGAUCAGUCACAAAUAUUUACUUAUUAAAUUUGGCGAUAACAGAUCUGAUGCUAUCUCUCGUUUGUAUGCCACCGACACUUAUUAGUUCGGUAAUUUACUGUUGGAUAUUUGGUGAUCUCUUAUGUAAACUUUUCGCUUAUUUGCAACCAGUCGUGGUGACAGCGUCAGCUUAUACUUUAGCGCUGAUCGCGUUUGAACGAUAUUAUGCCAUAUGUAAGCCACUUCAUUCACGUAUAUGGCAUACUCGUUCGCACGCUUACGUGAUGAUAACUUUAGUAUGGGUAAUUUCUGUACUCGCUAAUUUACUUAUGUUGUUUAUGUUUGAGCAGCAGACUUACAACGUCAAUGGCUUGACUUGCGCGCCAAGACAUCAACCCAUCCUCCAUUUUUACUACCAGAUUUAUAUGACCUCAGUAUUAUUACUGAUUCCUCUUUGCAUAAUGGUUCUUUUGUAUGGAUCAGUAAUUCAUUCUCUCAGAAAUGGCAUGAAAAUGGAUUAUGUUUCUAGUGCCAUAUAUAAUAGUAAGUCUUUAAUUGUUCUUUUGCAUAACUCAGCGAAAAAUGAACGGUCAUUUAUGGCAAAGCAGCGCAUGAUCAAAAUGCUUAUCGUUAUUGUAAUCAUAUUUUUUUGCUGUUGGACACCAAAUUAUAUGUGGUGGUUGUUGUUGACAGCUCAGGAUUCUUUCAAGACUUUUGAUAUUUGGAACUCACAAGUGAACACAGCCAUCACUGUACUGUGCUAUAUCUCAUCAUGUGCCAACCCCAUCACUUACUGCUUUUUAAAUAAAAAAUUUCGUGCUGCCCUUCUGGUAACUUUUGGCUCUAAACGGAAAAACCCGAACCAAUUUCGGACACUCUAUAUGCCUGAAAUGCCCAUGACAGACACACCAACACACACACACAACAUUGAAAAUCAAGUAUUGUAUUAG
Messenger RNA from Thelazia callipaeda (thelaziosis nematode), 1086 nucleotides. The record is from the annotation of a GenBank genome assembly. Lineage: Eukaryota; Metazoa; Nematoda; Chromadorea; Rhabditida; Thelaziidae.